CUUCUCUGUCCACUUACCUUCAGAUAGGUCGGAGACAUUCUUUGGUCUCAAUAGUAUUGACCUUUCUCUGCCAUCAAUCUAUACGCCGAGUUAGAAUCAACGAGAUCGUUUCAAAUGGCGGCAACUUCUCUCUCAUCGUCUACAAUUCCAUCUCUGAAUCGGAAAGAAUCAUUUACUGUUUCUGCUCUCUCUCCACGCUCUACCUCCGCCGUCACAUUCCAGUUUCCACUUCGUCGGAUUCGAAUCGGAGACUCAAAGCUCUCCUCGCUCUCUUCAUCAACUCGAUCAACUCCUCGCGCUAUUGAAGCAAAGAAGCAGACAUACAACUCCUUUGAUGAUCUGCUUGUGAACUCUGAUAAGCCUGUUCUUGUCGACUUCUAUGCUACCUGGUGUGGCCCUUGUCAGUAUAUGGUUCCAAUUCUCAGUGAAGUGAGUGCAACAUUGCAAGAAAAGAUCCAGGUGGUGAAGAUUGAUACCGAGAAGUAUCCCAGUAUUGCUAAUAAAUACCAGAUCGAGGCACUUCCUACGUUUAUCCUGUUCAAAGAUGGGGAGCCUUGUGACCGAUUUGAGGGUGCUUUGACGGCCAAACAACUUGUCCAACGGAUUGAAGAUUCUCUUGAAGUGAAGUCUUAGUUAUAUAGAUCAUGAUCUUUUUAUUUUAUUGUUGGUAUGUUUUUUUUUCUUCUACUGUUCCUGAGCUGAUCAGAGCUUAGGGUCUAGGCAGUGAUUGUUGCUUUAUUGGUCAUUGAUUUAACAAGAAUAUGUGGAUUUGAGAAGAAAAAGGAGAUUAUGUUUGCCAGAUUUGCAAAACCUUUGUUGUGA
Messenger RNA from Eruca vesicaria subsp. sativa (arugula), 822 nucleotides. NCBI's taxonomy places the organism in Eukaryota, Viridiplantae, Streptophyta, Magnoliopsida, Brassicales, Brassicaceae. The record is from the annotation of a GenBank genome assembly.